Messenger RNA from Acytostelium subglobosum LB1, 2760 nucleotides. RefSeq lists its product as hypothetical. Gene Ontology annotation, cellular component: nucleus. The transcript is spliced from 3 exons. Gene Ontology annotation, biological process: primary miRNA processing; regulation of gene expression; rRNA processing. Gene Ontology annotation, molecular function: double-stranded RNA binding; ribonuclease III activity. The record is from RefSeq and is a predicted model, not a curated record. Bases 1 to 2760 code for a protein of 919 amino acids. NCBI's taxonomy places the organism in Eukaryota, Evosea, Eumycetozoa, Acytosteliales, Acytosteliaceae.
AUGUCAUCAAAUGAGAACUAUAAAGGACUGCUACAAGAAUUGUGUCAAAAGAGAAAGGAGUUGACACCGACUUAUUCUACACCAAAGCAGUUGACAGAGUCGGGUAAUCUGUACUUUCAAACGGAUGUGUUGGUGAAGUUCAGAGGAAAGGAGUUCUCUGGACAGGGCACGGCCAAGGCAAAGAAGGAUGCCGAGAAACUUGCCGCCUACGCGGCACUGCAGCGAAUCUAUGCAGAGUUUCCAAACGAGCGCAUCGUUCAAGAGACCAACUCAAUGGCCAGCUCUGGUGGUGUUUGUGGCGGCGGCCUGGGCGACAUUGGACACAGCUUACCGAUCAGUGGCAGUGGCGGUGGCGGCAUGAUGUCACCGCCUGGCAAUCUCACCCCUCAGAUGAUGUUCACACCGUCCAGUCGACAUCCAAUGCCAGGCGACUCUCGGGUACCCGACCCCCUGCUUGUAGUGAAUGGAGCAUCGCUCAACUUUUCACAGUUGCCCAGCAUGCCAGGAGUCGAAGAUCCAAGAAUGAGAAUGAUCCUGGAUCAACAAUUGCGCUCUUACAACGAGCGUAUCGCGUCACUAGAAAAGAAGAUGACCGAAAUGCACGACCUCAUCGAGAAGAGACACUCAGACAUGAAAGAGUACGUCGAUCGCAAGACCAAGAAGAAGGUCAAGAAGAAUGAACAGCUUCCAAUCAUCGCCGUCAAGAUGAACCCAAUGGCGGAGAUUUCAGCGGUCGAGCGCGAUGAGGUCAAGAUGUCGACCAUCACACAGGAGAAGGUCGACGUGAGCAACGUGCCAGAACAGAUCUCAUACUACAAGUACGAGAUGAUCUACAGUCACAGGUUCGACAGCAGCACAUUCUGGCAUUUGGGCGACGAGUACAUGUUCACUGGCUACGUGGUCUACUCGACACAGAUGCUGCCCAAGCCCAUCAUCCACAUCUGCAACUCACAGGGCGAUCACUUUGGACUGUCUCUUCGCGAGACCGUCAUGGAGAAGGUGUCACGACAGGACUUUGGUCGCAUGCUGACCUUCCACAACUUCUUCUACACCAAGAUCUUGCUGCAGCACGAGACAAUGGAGUUCAAAGAUCACAACGAACUCUACUUCCUGCCCAAUGUCCUGUGUCUUUCAAAGCCCACCAAGUCAUACUACGAAUCACUCAUUGAUUUGAUCACUGUGGAGAACAUCUCGGUCGACCUGCCAUCAUCCGUCCUCGACUCGGAGAAGGCAUACCGCGAGUACUUUGACAGGAAGUACUUAAAGAAGAUCACGCUGUCGCCGCGUGGCGACUUUAACAUCUGUCGCGAGAUCGACUACACCAACAAGUUUGUCUACGACAAGCCAAACUUCAUCGUCCAGGACAAGGACGGUCAGGUGGUGGAGCUCAAAAGCAACCUGUGUCCGCAGCUCAUGGUCACGCACACCUAUGCUGCACAGGGCAAGGAUCAUUGGACAAUGAAGCCUUUGCUAUACUUUGACUCACACGACAACUAUGAGGACCCCUCCAAGUGGGGCAAGGACGACGACCUGGACACUGUCGUCUGGGAGAGCUUUAUACGCCGAUCAAAGCUCUUUGCCAAGGACCCGAUGCUGCUCAAGGUCUUUGGCAUCAACUCUGACAUGCACUCCAUUGCCAAGGUGGCUGUGCUUGUCCUCUUGCCCGAGGUGCGCUGGCACAUCAAGAUGCAGCACUUUAAGCACAACAUCUACGAGAUCAAGAACCCAAGACUACUGCGAGAGAUCUUCACUCAUCCCUCAACAAAGAGAAUCAACACGUCCAUUCCAGCCGACCUAAAGAUGUUCCGCGGAUACAACUGCUACAUGGGAGACAACCAAAGAAUUGAGUUUCUUGGUGACUCUGUCCUAAAGUUCUGUACAAGUAUAUACCUAUUCUUCAAGUACCCACAUGGACAGGAAGGAUUCCUAACGGCCAAGAGGAGUGAGAUGACAAACAAUAACUACCUGUUGCAGAUAUGCGAUAACUUCCAGAUCGAGGAGAUAUUGCGAUUCAGUACGACUGAUGACUUGAAGAAACCAAAGGCAGAUGUUGUCGAAGCACUCUUUGGUGCAAUAUUCUUGGAGCGAGGCAUCAAAGAGGCCUACACCUUUAUCAUCAAGAUGAUCUUUGGUGUUAACAACGCACAGUUCCCAACCUACACCUGUGCACAUUCUCCUCAUGAGGAGAGUCCACUAGACCCAAGACAGAAUGAGAUGUUGUUCACUCAAGGCGUAAGGGCAAAGAGGAAUUGCCUAUUCUUUGAGUCAAUCAAUUGUACGACAGAGCAGAACUCUUACCAACGAUUGGAGUACUUGGGCGACUCGUACUUGGACGUCGUGGUGUCAGAGUUCUUGUUCCACCACUACCCAGAGGAGCAGGAAGGCUUCCUCUCGAUGGUGCGAUCAUCAUUGGUCAAGAAUGAGAGUCUGGCGCGCAUAUCAGAGGCAAUCAAGAUCAAAGACUGCCUGCACGACCAGAACGUGGCAUUCACCCAGAAGCGUAUGGGUGAUCUGUUUGAAUCGUUUGUCGGCUUCUUGACACUGGACCAAGGUUUGGAGGACACCAAGGACUUUAUAAAAAGGACGAUACCGUGUACGAUGAAGAGAGUGGCAGAGGUAACAAAAACGACACUGAUACCUGCCACUGCCACGAGUAGUAGUGAUCGAUCAGUGGCAAGUGGAGCGACACUAUCCAAUCAAUCGAUCGAGGAUACAUCAAUUCUAUUUGGUCACAAUGACGACAAUGCAAUGGUACAAUGA